CACUCACCCUGCUUUUAACAGUAAGAACGAACGAAAGUGAGAGAGAAAGAGAGCUUAGUCUUAAGAUAGCCUAGACAACAUUGAGAAGUUUCCUGCGUGUGCUUUGGCAUUGGAUUCGUCAGGCUUGUCAAUCUGAUGGUCUGUUUAAACAGUGACGGAGGGCUUGAUGCUACAGCCGUUGUGGGUGAGAUGGUGAGAGGGGGGUAGGAGUACGGCCAUGGGCUGCACCUCGGCUAAGCAGGUGUCGGCUGUGCCCACCGACGAAGAGGGCCGGAGCAAAGCCUACAGCAACGGAGACCUCUUCAGUGAUGAAUACAAGAUGAAGGGAGUGGAGGAGGUGAAAUACAUGCAUGGAGAAGAGGACCGAGUAAAUGCACGCAACCAGGAGAACCUGGAGAAGAGUUCAAUGCAGUACAGGACCAAACAGCACAAAGAGGUGCCUGGGCCCAGCGCCAACAAGACAAACAUACACACGUCAGAGAGUCAGCAGGAGUUCUUCAGAAUGCUGGACGAGAAGAUUGAGAAGGGGCGGGACUAUUCCUCGGAGGAAGAGGACGAUGUGACAUAGCAGAAAAGACUCAAUUUUUGACAACGAUAGAAAGAGUGAACUCCAAAUCAGUGUUUCCUGUGUCUAUAACACUCGGCGUGUGUGUGCAAAUGUGUGUUUGUGUGCUUGUGAGAGUGAAAGAACGCAGGACUUUUCCUCGUAGGCUGUUGUACCCCUGACCUCUUCUCUCUUGGGCUCUUGGGCCUGCUUGGAGACGGUUGGAUAAGGAAACAAGCUUGAUUGAUGUAUUAUCAACACAGACUCACUCGUACGUAGACUCUGACGUAAUCCGAGGACCCCAAUCCCUCUGUGCUCCUGCGGCCAGCAUCGAAACGGCACUGUCUAUGACGGAGGGCCUCGUCCAGCUAACAGAGAGGGAGAGAUUUUACAGAGAAAAUCAAGAUGAAAGCAUGUGAAAAAGAAAGACGACAUGCCCUUCCAAAUCCUUAUUUAAGUGACAACCCGGAAAAAAAACACGGAGGCAGGAGAGGAGAGCUCAUGAACAACAUCCUCUGGAUGAAUGUAAAGAUGGAGUUUUGUGUUUUUUUUUCUUUUUUUGGUGGGAAUGGGAAAAUGAAAGAGAGCUAUUUUAUUAAGAGCGAUUAUACGAAUGAACUGGCUGAUUUUUAUUAUUUUGAUAAAAACGACUUGAGGUUGAGUUUUUGAAAUCUGGACUCCUGUCUUUUUGAAGGACCUUUUUUUAAUUUGUAAAGGUUGUAGGUUUGUUCCACGUAUAUGUUUUUAUCAGGACUGUGCGUUGACCCCAUAACGCUUACCUACAUAUACACUUGGAGCUUAAAUACAUUACCACACCCUCUUUCCACGCACACAUACACACAAGUUCUCACUUUCUGUUUGCAUAUCCUGCUAUUAUAUGUCAAGUUCUCAUACAUGGGAGGAAAUAUGGACAGACUAGUAACCGACAGUUAUUGUUGUCCACACAUUUACACCAAAAUAGAUCCCUUAUAGUUGAAUUAUAAAAAUAAUUCAACUUCUAGAUCCAUAUUGUCUGUUUAUGGUGCGGUUAACACAGGUAAUGGUCAAAUUGAGUCAACAUCUGUGUUAAUCUGUCAUGUUCAGUUCUGACUGUGUUAAUCUUUGUCAAAGGGAUGUAUCAUUCAGAGAGAGGUUUAACAAUUGUUAAAAAGUCCCUGUAUUUAUUUAGUUAUAAUGUUCACCCGUUUUACAUUACAUCGUCUCUGUUCCUCACCCUGCCUUUCUCGCCUCAUAAAAUCGUGGACCACCAAACCAGGAUGAAGUGAGGUGGGGUGGGGUCAGUCCGGGGACACAGCACUGGCCAGACGUCUGGCAUUGUGAUUACUGGAUUGAAUCCCUUUUAAAUUUUAUUUUCAAUGUUUCUUUUUCUAUUAAAAUGUUUGACACAAG
Messenger RNA from Misgurnus anguillicaudatus (oriental weatherfish), 1933 nucleotides. RefSeq lists its product as uncharacterized. The record is from RefSeq and is a predicted model, not a curated record. Lineage: Eukaryota; Metazoa; Chordata; Actinopteri; Cypriniformes; Cobitidae.